Geosmithia morbida is the source of this 1632-nucleotide messenger RNA. RefSeq lists its product as uncharacterized. The coding region runs from base 1 to 1632 and encodes 543 amino acids. The transcript has 2 exons. The record is from RefSeq and is a predicted model, not a curated record. Lineage: Eukaryota; Fungi; Ascomycota; Sordariomycetes; Hypocreales; Bionectriaceae. Gene Ontology annotation, biological process: lipid metabolic process. Gene Ontology annotation, molecular function: phosphoric diester hydrolase activity.
AUGGCUCGAAAUCUCAGGGGCUUUCUCUUGGGGGUAUAUUCCCUACUUCUCUGUCCCUUGAUCUUGCAAGGGACCGCAACCGACUCCCCUCGAAUAGAUGUCAGUCAAGCAUCCCAGGACGCCGUCACUGCGCUGCCCGGUGCUUAUUACCACGGCAGAAUCAAUAGCACCACCACCCCAGAAGAGUUUCGUCACCAAGGGCGCUCUUCCCAUACUGCUAGCUCAUCAUGGGUAGACGAUCUGGGAAAGCGAUUCGAAUUCGCCUCCGGCCGGAGGGCUCUCAGCUCCCCCUCAGAUACCAACAUCGCCCUCAUCAACGCUACACCGUACCGCUGGAGACGCGUAUCCAUUCACCAGUACCAGAUGGUCUACUGGGACCAGUGGCCUGACUGCAUCAACCCAGGCGAGUCGAUCAGUCAUGCAGCAUUUGGCUACCGUGGCGUAGGUCAAGCCAAGGACACUGCCGGCGAGGUUGUGUACCAGAUCGAGGGCACUAGCCGGACUAUGGCGUUCGAGGUUCAGUACCGCAUGAGGAGCUCCAGGAAGCUGGAAAUUUGUGUCUACUUUGAGGGAGUAUUAGAGACCAGCACAGCACCGAGAUGUUCCUUUAUGGGUCUCGGCUCCAGCAAGGCUCCGGGCGGGGUGUCGUUCAUUCUCGCGGGCUACGAGGGCAACAUGACAUCCACGACGGGAUGCGGGUGCGAAGGGUGCAGACAGGACAUUACCUGGAUGAACACGCUGCUCCCCCAGAUCGGCCACCUACCUCUGCGGGAAAUCAUCAUGCCCCGAUCCCACCAUGCAGCCCUGUCCAAGGGCGUCUUUACAUCCAAGAACGUAGGCGUGGGAAAGAGAAACACAGUCACACAGAUCAAUGGAGUCGGCGAACAGCUACGCACUGAUAGAGUACGUGUUCUGGAUACGAGAGUCUUAUUGUCGAGACACGGGGAGUUCCUGGAGGCCCAUGGGACGCUUUUCAAACGCCAGUGGUACGGGGGUACCGGUGCCAACUUGGAAGAUGUCGUGGACGAGGUCAACAGGUUUAACGAGGAGAACCCAGGAGAGCUCAUCAUCUGGGAUUUCUACGAACUCCUGUACAAGGUCAAUCACCGCGCCACACUUCCUGAUGACGUCGACAUAACGACGAUAUCACUCAAGCAGCUCAUUGGACAUAGAAAGUCGGCCGUCAUCCUACACUUCAGCUCCAAGUGGAAGGACGCCAAUCCAGAGACGUUCCCGCCGCCCAGCCAAGGCUUCACCCACAACGGCAACUUCCCCACGCGCACUACCUGGAGUGAACAGUACUCUGUGGAGAAGAUGAGCCGUCACCAACUUCACGAGCUCGAAGUCCAUCGGCCCAGGCGCGAUGCUACACUGUACGACAUGCAAUGGCUCCGGACCCUGACUAGCAUCACAGUGGUGACAAUGCCUGAUGAUUUCACGGUCAUCGAUAUGGGUCGUGAGUCCAUGACUGCACUGCGAACGGCGCUGUGGAACAGGCUCACCGACCGGACCUACCCCAACUGGCUGACGUUGGACGCCAUCGAUGGGGGGGAGCUCAGGGCCUUGGCAAUUGCCAUGAAUCGUUGUUUUGUGGCAAGGGAGUGCGGCGACUGGGUAAAGUCUCCAAGGUGA